AUGCACAAGAUAUCCAACUUUACGGGCCAGGCCCGUCAUGGUUGGGAACGAAUGACGCCGACUUUCGGGAUGUCUAGACCUCACACCGACAUGGCUUUUCGCCGACCACACGGUGCGCCGCCCAUGACACCGCCGACUAGUAUCGACCCUACAGUCAAUCUGUCCUUUAACGUCCCAUUCUCGUCAACUCUCGCCGGCCCCGAUGUCGAAGAUGUGCUCCACGCCAGUCCCGGCGCUCUCCAGCGCUGGACUUUCCCGGAAGGCACCCUAGAGGGCACAUCGGUGCACCAGCUUCCCGUUCACACCAACAAUGUUGAGGGUUUGCAGAGGUUAUGUCGGAAGAUAACGGAAGAGAAAGGAGGACGCGUGGAAGCUACGCUCACGACCUCCGAGGCCAAGGCUGUGCCAUCGCUACAACGCCGGCCGAACGGGUUGGUGACCAACGUCUGUGUGACAGGUGAUGGGGAGAUGGCACGAAAGAUGCGGGCGAGAAUCUUGAAUGAGACCCCGAUCAUGCUGCGAUGUGCGACCGUCGAUGUGGAUAUGCAUCUGAUUAUAGAUGGAUCACCGAAAGGAAUUAGAGCUAGCGUCCUCGAGCAUCUCGACACUUUGGCCGCCUACACCGGAGCGGACAUUUUCCUGCUGACUCCCAAGCUCCACGAUGCAGAUAGUGCGGUGGUUUCGUCCUAUGGCUAUGCGUCGGACAAUGGCUUGGACCAGCGCUUCCGGGUUGCCAUCUACGGCGACUUGGAGAGCUCGGAACAUGCCAAAACCCGGGUUUUGAUCAUGAUUGACCAAAUACUCAAACGCCAUGUGGAUGCUAUCAAAUUGGACUCGACUAUGCACACCUUGGUCUGUGGUCGCACCCGCAAGAACAUCAAGCUCAUCGAGGCUGCUACAGGCACCGCUAUUUAUUUCCCUCCGCCUUUCCCCCAAAUUUUCGGCUAUAUCCCCCCCGGUGCGAACCGUCGAAGUGAGGAUGAGGUUUAUAUUACGGGCGAGACCCCGGAACAGAUUGCUCGCGCCAAGCAGAAGCUACGAGAACUGGUGAUGGGGGUGAAGAUUUUUGUCAAGGAUGUGGUUGUCAGCUCGAGCAAGAUCGACAACAUCUUGCUCGAUCGUUUGGAUAAGGUCCGGAAGGUGAUGGAAAUGAAUGGGUCUUAUGUUCUUUUCCCGCAACUGGGUAGCCAACGUGGCCUUGUUCGGAUUCAAGGCACCGAGGUGUUGCACGUUGAGCGGACAGUUCGGGAAAUCAUGGCUCUGGCUGGUCAAUUCUAUAGUGCCUCGUGGUGGAUCAUCAUGCCCGACCCGGCCCAAGGUGGUCUCCGUGCUCCCUCAACUGCCGAUAUUCGCUCCAUGCUAUCGGAUAUAUGUACCAACUCGGAAGCGGAGGUCAGCUUUGACAAUCUGACUUUCACGAUCAACGGUUCCGAUGAUGCAGUCAAGGCUGCUAUGACCGUCAUCAAUCAGAUUCCCUUCGUGAUGCGAAGCCAAUACCAGAUGCGGGUGAAGAUUGAGCUGGCCAACGAGCACAAGGAGUUUGUUAGUGGCAAGAAGAACGGAAAGAUCAACAAGAUCAUGGGGCAGAGUAAUGUCCAGAUCAUCUUCGAUGGGUUCAACGAGUAUAACUUCUAUAUCGACGUGUGCGGCAACCAGUAUGAGUCAACCAAGAAUGGCCUGGACUUGGUUGAGCAGGAGAUGCCUGCAUCGAUCUCGUUCCACGUGCCUGACCAGUAUCACAAGCGGAUCAUCGGAAUUGGUGGACAACAUAUCCAGCGCAUCAUGAAGAAAUACUCUGUCUUCGUGAAGUUCUCCAAUGCCAUGGACCGCGGCGGCAUGGGCAAGGAGGAUGACGACAUCAAGGUUGACAACGUGAUCUGUCGGACCCCUGCUCGCAACGCUCAAAGUCUGGACCUUGUCAAGCAGGAGAUUAUGGACAUGGUCGAGAAAGUUGAUGCCGAAUACGUCGCUGAGAGAGUCGUCAUCAAUCGCCUAUACCAUCGCGAGCUAUUGGCCCGUAUGGCUGAGAUCGAUGAACUGGAGAAGAAAUGGAACUGCAAGAUCGAGUUCCCAAGCACUGAACUUGCUAGUGACGUUGUCACCAUCUCCGGCCCUGAGUAUCAGGUCCCCCAAGCGGUCGACGCAUUGCUUGGCAUGGUGCCAGAGAGCCACGAGCUUCACUUCCAGAGCUCCAUCGAACUCCAGGACUACUUUAAGUGCUCUGACUUCCUUGCUGAUGUUCGGACCAAGCUCAAGGAACAGUACGAGGUCGAUAUCAACGUGGAUGUUGGUACCGAUCUCCCUACUACCCACGAGGAAGGCUCCUCGUCUCCCACUCCCGGGCCUGAAGACCGUGUGGUCCUCGGAUACACGCGCAACAACGCCGGUGGCUUAAAGGAUGCGAUUGACUUCCUGAUUUCCCGUCUUGUUGCGCAUGGACUCGACGCGAACACUGUGAAGGGUGCUAUCCCGCGCCCUAAAUCCGACUCGUUCGAAGAGUCGCUGCCCUUCUUCGACUCGAAGCUACUGCAGCACGCCCCAGCGCCCCUCUCGACCGACUCGCCCACCCGGCCGAACUUCUCCGAUGAGACCAGUGAACGAGGCUCGAUAUUCGAGCGCCUCCGUAAGCCCGGAAGCAUCUCGUCCUUCUCCUCGUUCAUUGGCCGCAAGAAUCACUCCGCCUCACCGGGAUCAUUCUUCAAACACGCCUCGAGCAACGCCUCCAAGGCCUCACUCGUCUCCAUGGAGUCGCGCGAUAGCGGCUAUCGCAACCCAUGGAACGACUCUGGCGUGAACCUCCCCGAAGACGAUGUGCCCGUCCUGGGGAGCUCGCACAGCCACAAGAGCAGUACCAGCAAUGGCUGGCCCACGCGCUUUGACGCUAAGUUCCCCUUCGGCACCGCGCCGGGUGACAUGACACCCAAGCAUGACCCGCGCACCUCUUUUGAUAGUGGUCGUCCUAGCACUUCCAAUUCUACUUCUGGAUACCCGGCCCCAAUUGGGCCACCGCGUUAA
Penicillium crustosum is the source of this 3015-nucleotide messenger RNA. RefSeq names its product KH domain protein. Gene Ontology annotation, biological process: nuclear division. The transcript has 6 exons. Lineage: Eukaryota; Fungi; Ascomycota; Eurotiomycetes; Eurotiales; Aspergillaceae. The coding region runs from base 1 to 3015 and encodes 1004 amino acids. Gene Ontology annotation, cellular component: nucleus; cytoplasm. Gene Ontology annotation, molecular function: mRNA binding. The record is from RefSeq and is a predicted model, not a curated record.